AUGGUGAACCCCACAAACAGAGAUCCCUAUUCCAUUUUGGACGUAGAAAAAAAUUCCACUCUUGAAACAGUAAAAAAAAAAUUUAAAAAGCUAGCCAUAAUAUAUCACCCCGAUAAAUUACAAUACCAUUUAAAUAAAGAAAAAAACAAUAAUCAAAAUAAUCAAACAAAUAAAGAAACAAAACAUGAAAUAAGAACAGAUAUAGAUUUUUUAACUUUGGUUUGGGCUUAUGAACAAAUAUUAACUGAUAUUCAAUCCAAAAAAAAGUCGGAAAUAUAUCAAAAUGCAUCAAUCAUUAAAAAAAAUGAUUUAGAAUAUGUACAAGAUGAAGAUACAUAUUUAUUUUUUUGUCGUUGUGGUGAUUUUUUUAUAUUUAAUCAAAACUUAUAUGAUGAAUACUAUGUCAUAUAUCAAUGUCAAAGCUGUUCAUCCUCAGUUUAUUUAACUCCAUAA
Molecule: messenger RNA, 453 nt
Organism: Plasmodium vinckei vinckei
Lineage: Eukaryota; Apicomplexa; Aconoidasida; Haemosporida; Plasmodiidae
Product: DnaJ protein, putative
Exons: 1
Coding region: 1-453 (150 amino acids)
Biological process (GO): positive regulation of ATP-dependent activity
Molecular function (GO): ferrous iron binding; ATPase activator activity
Source: RefSeq, a predicted model, not a curated record